AUGGCUCCGAGACUCAAUCUCUUCGCCACGCGAAAUGUUCUCCGCCACAUCACCACACAACAGAGCACCAGUACGGCGGCCAAUCGUUGGAAUACAACGCGAGUAGCAGCAUUGGAAUCAUCGACAAAACAAUGCCUGGGUGCGCCGCAGAUUCGUCGGCAAGCGUACUCGUCGAAAAAGACUGAGCAGCCAGAGGAAGCUGAGCAACCCAAGGGCCCCACGCAGGAUACGUUGCCCGAUGUCAGCCACGAAGCUGCUGCCGUGGACAAGAUCCUGAGCGGCAAAAAAUGCGAUGGGAAUGCGCCGGGCUCUCCGGAGCUUGAGCAAGGCACUCCGAUUGACGAGGUUCGCGAAUAUUCAGCGGCCUUACUUGCGUUGGAGUACGCUAACUCAGCUAUGCUUAAAAAGAUCUUGAAACGAGACGAAGAUGCUUUUAAAUACGCCCCCAAGGUUCUCCGGGAUCAGGCCAACAAAAAGGGUACUCGCUCGUACUCGACGUCGGCACGGCUUUUUCAGCAAAACUUGCAGCAGCAGCCGUCUGCAGGUAGGCCUGACGAUGCCUCUGCCGCGAUGGUGGAGAGCAUGAUCAUGACAGCUACAGACCAGGCGAUUGAGCGGGAUCCGGGGCUGAAAUUCGAUAUGCCUGAUCGGCUGCCAAAGUCGGAGCAUUUCAAAAACCGAUACGAUCCGCUCGUGGAACAAUUUACUAAAUUGAUGAUGGAAGAUGGCAAGCUUAGCAAAGCUCAGAGGGACAUGGAAAUUAUUCUGAACCACCUUCGCACCUCGUCUCCACCCAAGCUUGACCCCAGACGCCGUCUCUUGACAGCCUUGCCAGCACCGCAGCUUCCACUCAACCCGGUGGUCUAUCUCAACAUCCUGGUGGACUCGAUCGCGCCGCUGAUCAAGAUCCGCCAACAAAAGGGUCUUACCGGUGGUGGUGCGUCCGUCCCCAUGCCAGUGCCCCUGUCUAUACGCCAGCGACGCCGCACGGCUAUCACGUGGAUUUUGAGUACUGCCGACAAGCGCAAGGAUAGCCAGUGGGCUAUGCGCGUUGCCAAUGAGCUCACCUCCAUCGCCGAGGGCCGCAGCGGCGUGAGUAUUGAACUCGUCGCAUUCACUCCUUCUACGACUGCACAUCCAUCGGCUGCCGGAGCCUCGACAUCGACCUCGACCCCGACCUCGCGCGAGCCAGCAGGGGUGACAGCGACUCCGCUCGCCGACGGUGUCACCAGACGGCUGCCUGUCACACAGGAGGAUCCCUCGACAGGCAACACAGACAGGGCUCGUCCGCCGUCGCUGGAAGAGACACAGUUCCUCCCAGAAAAACAGUCUCUUGGAAUUGGCCAGCGACAACAUCUUCUCUGGGCGUCUGCUCUCAAAUACUGGCCGCGCACCACAAAGGAAGCCCAGCACGUCGAUAGCAGCGACGGUCUCGCCAAUAUGAAGUUCUCGCACAGCAUUCAAUUCAAUGCGGUGCCGGAUUGGAAUGAUUAUUAUAUUGCUUAUGACAAUCUCAAGAAAUUAAUAUAUAGCUUAGAGAGACAGGCCAAUUGUCCAGACAACAAUGCCGCCCCCGACGCCGAGUCUGCGCCUCUUCUAGACGCCUCUGUCGACACUGAUACGAUCUUUCGACAUGCCCUUGAUACCGAGCUGGAGAAAAUCUCUUCGUUUUACCAGGUCAAAGAGCUCUCCAUUUUCGGCGACGUGGAAGAAGCCGUCAAGGAGCAGGCGCAGUACAAAGCCAACACAGAUGGACUCAACAUGGACCCCGUCAGUGAGACGGUCAUCAAGUCACGUACGCUGAGCAUCGGCUCGCGUCCUCGAACCGGAAGCAUAUUCCAGUCCCUGGGCUUGCGACAGAAUCGACGCGAAAGCACCAUGAGUGGUGGCUCUGCUGGCGAAGGGGCCUUUGAGGAUGACGAUGAUGACGACGAUGGUGACAGUGACGAUGAUUCUCGUACCGAAGACACCCGUCGUAGAUCGCACACGCGCCACCGGGAUGUUGGCGACCGGUCUGAUGGGCACCCCAGCGAGAUGGGUGACUCGAGAGUAUGGACUCUCGGUGGGAGCCGACAUGAAGAUGACAAUAUUGAUCAGCGUUUUUUGGAUCUGUACAACCUUGGUGUGGCAUUGAAGAAACGCAUAAUCAGCUUAUAUGUCUCGCUGUGCGAACUUAAAUCUUAUAUUCAGCUCAACAAAACCGGCUUUUCCAAGGCCCUGAAGAAAUACGACAAAAUCUUGAACCGGAACCUGCGGCGGGCGUACAUAAAUGAUACGGUUUCGUCUGCCUACCCUUUUACAGACUCCACUGCCCGACAUGUCGAUGAGAAUAUCCGCAAUGUUGAGCAAAUGUACGUCGAUAUUGUCACAAAGGGCGAUUUAUCGCUCGCGAGGCGAGAGCUGCGACUUCACGUACGGGAACACGUCGUCUGGGAACGAAACACUGUGUGGAGAGAAAUGAUUGGCAUUGAGCGCAAGGCACAGGCGGCCAACAUGGGGAUUCGCCGGACUCUGCUCGGCGGAGACCACGACCCUUUUGCGGCGCAGCGUCAGGGAGACGCAGAGACUAUAAAAACACAAGUUGAUACACCGUUGGGCCGUAUAUAUCUGCCCGAAUGGCUGUUCAGUCUUUCCUUUUUGUUUCUCCUCAUGAUUGUCACCAUCUUUGUGAUUUUACUUUGGGUUCCCAUUAUGGAGACGCCUGAACAGCAAAACUGCUUGGCCAUGGUGGUAUUUGUGAGUCUGCUGUGGGCGACCGAGGCCAUUCCGCUGUUUGUGACCUCGCUACUGGUGCCCUUUUUGGUUGUUGUGCUUAGGGUCAUGCGAUCUGAUACCAAACCUCACACGCGUCUGGACCCGGAAGCGGCAACCAAGGCGGUUUUUGCGUCAAUGUGGACGCCAGUCAUUAUGCUGUUGCUAGGAGGCUUCACUAUUGCUGCUGCACUGUCCAAGUACGACGUUGCUCGCCGCAUGGCCACUUUUGUUUUGAGCAAAGCUGGAACGAGUCCCCGGGUUGUGCUUGUCACAAACAUGUUUGUCAGUAUGUUUUUGAGCAUGUGGAUCAGCAAUGUUGCAGCGCCAGUGCUGUGCUAUUCAAUCAUCCAGCCCCUUUUGCGCAACUUGCCGCCGGAAUCGAACUUUUCAAAAGCACUGAUCUUGGGCAUUGCAUUGGCAGCGAAUAUUGGAGGAGCCGCGUCGCCAAUCGCAUCACCGCAGAAUAUUAUCGCGCUGGAGAAUAUGUAUCCGGCUAUCAGCUGGGGAACAUGGUUUUUCAUUUCUCUUCCCGUGUGCAUUCUUUCGAUUUUCUUGAUUUGGUCGGUACUUCUCGUCACUUUCAAGCCUGGCCGAGGAACCACGAUUGUGCCCAUUCGCCCUGUCCGGGAAAAUUUCACGGGUAUACAAUGGUUUGUCACCAUCACAACGCUAGUGACUAUCGUCCUGUGGUGUUUCAGCCACCAGCUCGACACUGUUUUCGGAGACAUGGGCGUGAUCGCCAUCAUCCCGAUGGUUCUCUUUUUUGGCAGCGGGAUCUUGACCAAGGAAGACUUUAACAAUUUCCUAUGGACCAUUAUUAUUCUUGCAGCCGGCGGUCUGAGUCUGGGUAAAGCAGUCACGUCUUCGGGUCUGCUGCACACAAUCGCCAACGCAAUCACCGAGCAAGUAGCUGAUUUCAGUCUGUACGGCGUGCUGAUCGUCUUCGCGGCGCUCAUCCUUGUCAUGGCGACUUUUAUUUCUCACACUGUCGCGGCCCUCAUCGUGCUGCCGCUUGUCCAGCAAGUCGGCGUUGGAAUGGAGAAUCCGCAUCCGAAUCUGCUCGUUAUGGCGAGCGCGCUGAUGUGUUCUGUCGCCAUGGGCCUGCCGACCAGUGGCUUUCCCAACAUGACCGCCAUCAUGAUGGAAAUCCCCGGCACUGGCCAACGCUACCUCCGAGUGAGCCACUUUUUGACCCGAGGAAUUCCGUCGAGUUUGAUUUCGUUUGUUAUUAUUGUUACUAUUGGGUAUGGAUUGAUGAGCAUCGCAGGGCUGUAG
This is a messenger RNA of Talaromyces rugulosus, 4029 nucleotides long. RefSeq lists its product as uncharacterized. The coding region runs from base 1 to 4029 and encodes 1342 amino acids. Gene Ontology annotation, biological process: phosphate ion transport; monoatomic anion transmembrane transport; polyphosphate metabolic process. The transcript is spliced from 5 exons. The record is from RefSeq and is a predicted model, not a curated record. Gene Ontology annotation, cellular component: membrane. Lineage: Eukaryota; Fungi; Ascomycota; Eurotiomycetes; Eurotiales; Trichocomaceae. Gene Ontology annotation, molecular function: phosphate transmembrane transporter activity.